This is a messenger RNA of Penicillium soppii, 1041 nucleotides long. RefSeq names its product bifunctional (2E,6E)-farnesyl diphosphate synthase/dimethylallyltranstransferase (gene erg20). Bases 1 to 1041 code for a protein of 346 amino acids. The transcript has 2 exons. Gene Ontology annotation, cellular component: cytoplasm. Gene Ontology annotation, molecular function: (2E,6E)-farnesyl diphosphate synthase activity; dimethylallyltranstransferase activity. The record is from RefSeq and is a predicted model, not a curated record. Gene Ontology annotation, biological process: trans, trans-farnesyl diphosphate biosynthetic process. NCBI's taxonomy places the organism in Eukaryota, Fungi, Ascomycota, Eurotiomycetes, Eurotiales, Aspergillaceae.
AUGAUUCCCACUAAGCGCGCCGAUUUCGAGGCCAUUUUCCCCUCCUUGGUCCAGGACAUUCUGGCCCAUGCGAAGCGUUAUAAUCUUCCCGACAAUGCUCUCGAGUGGCUCGAGAAGGCUAUCAACGCCAAUGUUCCCGGUGGCAAGCUCAACCGCGGCCUCUCGGUUCCCGAUACCGGUAUCGCACUGCUCCAGCAGCCCCUGAGCGCUGAGCAAUUCGAGCACCUCAGCAUCUUGGGUUGGAUGACCGAGCUCCUCCAGGCCUUCUUCCUGGUCAGCGAUGACAUGAUGGACAGCUCUAUCACCCGUCGUGGCCAGCCAUGUUGGUACCGUAAUGAGGGUGUCGGUCUGAUUGCCAUUAACGACGCCUUCAUGUUGGAGUCCGGUAUUUACCUCAUCCUCAAGCAGCGCUUCCGAUCCCACCCUGCCUACAUCGACCUCGUUGAGCUCUUCCAUGAGACCACAUGGCAAACCGAGCUCGGUCAGCUGUGUGACCUCAUCACCGCCCCUGAGGACAAGGUUGAUCUCAACAACUUCUCCAUGGAAAAGUACAUGUUCAUUGUCACCUACAAGACUGCCUACUACAGUUUCUACCUUCCCGUGGCUCUGGCUCUGAUUUACCUGCAGCUGGCUACCGAGGAGACCCUCAAGCAAGCCCAUGACAUCCUAAUUCCUCUUGGUCAAUACUUCCAGAUCCAAGAUGACUACCUCGACAACUUCGGUGACCCAUCCGUAAUUGGAAAGAUCGGUACCGAUAUCCAGGAUAACAAGUGCUCGUGGCUCGUUAACCAGGCCAUCCAACGCUGCACCCCCGAGCAGCGUGCUCUCCUUGAUGCCUCUUACGGUCGCAAGGACGCCGCCGAGGAGGCCAAGGUCAAGGCUCUCUUCGAGGAGCUUGAUUUGGAGAACGUCUACAAGCAGUACGAGGAGAAGGUUGUUACUGAGCUGCGCGAGAAGAUCGCCGCCGUCGAUGAGACCAAGGGCCUGAAGAAGGAGGUCUUUGAGGCUUUCCUUGGCAAGAUCUACAAGCGCACCAAAUAG